UUCUGACGCAGCCACAUAUCAAGAAUGGAAACAUAAAAAGAGAAAGAAGCCAUGCUUUCCACUCUCAGAUUGUCACUACACCUCUUUCCGGCACACGCAGAAUCCCGUCAGCAAACCAAAAAACAGUUUUCCGUUGUGCGCAUCCAACAAAAAAGUAAAAUCACAUUGUUUCCGUGACAGGGAAAAGGGAAAAAGGAUGGAAAGAAAUACGCCAACCAGCCAGUCGAACUCCCGACACGUUGAAAUCCGCAAAAAAAAGAUUAAUCGUACUCCGUUUCGACGUAGUCAUGUAUUAUUAACUUCAUUCGAUCCAAUGCAUCGUUGGGCAAGGCGCACCAUCGGUAUCCGUAAUGCGGGUUCCACCUUUGUGGGGUUUUAAACCUUAGGCCUUUUCAUUGCUGGUAUAACGAAGGGUCUGAUUUCCAAAACGGUGAAAAGAAGAGAAGCCAGCGAGAAAGAUUAUGUCCUCAUUCUUCAUGUAAAUGUAGAUGUUGCUGUGCCGUAAGACGAACGAGGGGCGAGGGGCAGGCGAGCGGCAUGACUUUCUUCCCUGUGGCUGUGGAGAUGGACCCCCUUCCUCUCCUGUUGGGAUGUUGGGAAGAUAAGGCCGGUUGCUGGCUAAGACCGCCGCAGUAAAAAAGACUGCGCCUACUCUGUAGGCCUCUUUGUUGAAAACGAGUCCGGUGCGUAAAAGCGCACAAGUCGUAACAAGAAGAAGAAGAUCAACAAUAAGAAGAGAAGAAACGUCCAGCGGACAAAAAUCGAAAAACCGCGAACUGCCUUUUGUGUUUGGUCAGGCCCGCGCUUUGCAAUCUUUCGGGCGGCUCGAUUUCUUCGAAUCUUCCUGUCCUCCUUCUCCACUUCAUCAUUGUCAUCGACGAUGAUAGUCCAUGAUCGCAAUGAACAAUAGAUGAUUAUAAUUUAAAUUGUUUUCUUUUUUCCUGGUUAUGGCGAGCUUGAAGUUUAGUUUCAACUUUACAUUUCGUCAAAUUUCCAAAGGGCGUGUGGAACAGAGUAAACAUGCCUAAAGAAUCUUGUUUAGCUUUCUGCUCAUUGUGGGAAGACCAUUUACACAGCAAUCACUUUAGGAAAUCAACGUCCAGUAUAAUUCACUUGGUGGCAGUGUUUCCACUUUUGAUGCUAGCAAGCCUCCUUACACCGUCUGUCACUCCUGUCACUGCAAAACCACAUAAUAUACUUGUGGACACGGAUGUAGACACGGAUGAUUUUUUUGCCAUACUAUACCUUCUGAAGCAAAAUAGAUCAGAAAUCAACUUGAAGGCAAUUACCAUCAAUGCUAAUUCUUGGGCUGAUGCUGGGCAUGCUGUAAACCAAUUGUAUGACAUUCUUUAUAUGAUGGAUCGAGAUGACAUUGCUGUUGGGGUUGGAGGUGAAGGUGGAAUAUUGCAGGACGGAACAAUGCUUCCAAAUGUUGGGGGAUAUCUUCCACUUAUUGAACAGGAUUUGUCAACUGUUGGUGGUUGUCGGUACAGACAGGCUAUACCCCCUGGGCUUGGAGGGCAGCUAGAUGUGGACACGAAUUUUGGUAUUAGAAAAGCUUUUCUUCCACAGGGGAACAGAGGAUAUUCACCUCUGGGACAACCUACAGCACAAGAAGUGAUCAUUCAAACAUUGUCCAGUGGUCCAGCUACAGUGAUCAUAAUUGGAGCACAUACUAAUUUUGCCAUUUUUCUAACGACACAUCCCCAUUUGAAGAAAAAUGUUGAACACAUAUAUGUCAUGGGUGGUGGUGUCAGAUCAAAGAACCCUACUGGGUGUUGCCCUGAGAAUUCCAGACCAGUCUGCAGGAUUGGGCAGUGUGGUGAUCAUGGAAAUUUAUUCACAGGUUACACUAGUAACCCAUAUGCAGAAUUCAAUAUCUUUCUUGAUCCAUUUUCCGCAUACCAGGUUCUUCAUUCUGGCAUUCCUAUCACACUGGUUCCACUUGACGCAACAAACACAAUACCAAUUAGCAAGGAAUUCUUUAUGGAAUUCCAAAAGAAACAAACGACAUAUGAAGCACAAUACUGCUUUAAAAGCUUAAAAAUGGCCCGUGACACAUGGUUUGAUGACCAGUUCUAUGCAAGUUAUUUCAUGUGGGAUUCUUUUACAUCUGGUAUAGCAGUAUCAAUCAUGCGAAAUGGGCAUGUCCAUAAUGGGGAAAACGACUUUGCUGAGAUGGGGUACAGGAAUAUCACAGUGGUUACCUCAAAUACUCCUUACGGAAUAUAUGAUGGUUCAAAUCCAUUCUUUGAUGACCGUACUGUUCCAAAGUUUCAUUUGCAGAAAGGUGGAGUGCACAGUGGCCAUGUACAAAUGGGACUUCUGGAUCUGUUUUGCCUUGUUAAAAAUGGAAAAGGAAAAUGUCAGGAUGGAUAUACAAAGGAAGUUACCGGACCUCAUUCAGCACGUGUUCUUGUUGCAAAGAGAGCAAAACCAAACAGAGAUCCUGCCAGCUUGCUUGACAGAGAGUUUUUCAAUGAUUUUCUGCACGUUCUUUCUGCCCCUCAACAAUCUGGGAGGUUUAACCUUACAACCCAGUUUCCCUAUUACAAAGAAGUUCUAUAUAUGCCAAAUUUUGGAAACAACAUAAGGGGGAAGGCUGUAGUUUUUGACAUGGAUAUGAGUAUUGGAGAUUUCGUGGCUCUCAUUUACUUAUUGAAAGUUCCAGUGAAUGUCAUUGAGAUUAAGGGGAUCCUGGUAAGUUGUAAUGGCUGGGCAAAUGCAGCCACCAUAGAUGUCAUCUAUGAUCUGUUGCACAUGAUGGGUCGUGAUGACAUACCAGUUGGUCUUGGAAGCUUCUUUGCACUGGGGCAAGAAAAUGCAUUACUUUCUACAGUCGGAGAUUGCAAGUACAGGAAGGCUAUUCCAUAUGGUAGUGGUGGUUUUCUUGACUCAGAUACCCUUUUUGGUUUGUCUCGGAUGUUACCACGCAGCCCAAGAAGGUAUACAGCUGAAAAUUCUGUAAAGUUUGGAGCUCCAAGAGAUACUGAUCACCCUGAACUACGACAGCCAAUAGCAUUGGAAGUUUGGGAGUCCAUAGCAAAGACAUUAGAUCCAGGACAAAAGGUUACAAUAUUGACGAAUGGACCUUUGACAAACAUAGCAAAAAUUUUAGCUGCAGGGCAAAAUGCAACCUCGAUCAUUGAGACUGUCUAUAUAGUUGGUGGAUAUACCAAUGAGGCUAACACACGGUCAGGGGGGAACGUUUUCACAUUUCCUUCUAAUAAAGAUGCAGAAUUUAAUAUAUUCCUUGACCCUUUGGGAGCCAAGGCAGUGAUUGAGUCAAUACUCGAUGUCGUGCUUAUUCCCCUUAACAUCCAACGAAAAGUAUCUUCAUUUAACCACAUCCUGAAAAACCUUAAGGUAGAAAAGACACCUGAAGCAAAGUUUGUCCAUCGUCUUCUGUCAAGGUUGUACCAUUUACAGAGAAAGCAUAAAAGCUACCAUCACAUGGGAAUGUUCUUAGGUGAAGUACUUGGUGCAGCAAUUAUGGUUGCUGAUCCUGUACUAAAAGCAGACAUGGAUGUUGCACGAUUAACUGUCCUGGCAAAUGGUGACCUGUCCACAGAUGGCCAAAUUCGUGUUGAUAAGCAAGGCAGUUUAAUCAGGAUAGUAUCUACAUUGGACGAGUUUGCAUAUUAUGGUCACCUCGCAAAUCUUUUAGGUAGAAAAAACCAAUCGGCCGUCAUUGGCAGUUUUAGAGAACAGAAAAGAAUCUGGACCACACCAAAUACCGGCAGAAAUUGGUAAAUCUUCAAGUUUUUGGCAGGUUAGUUAUUCUUUGUCAAUGCAAAUAAUAUUUUCCUGUCCAAUCAUAUUCGUUCUUUCUUCAAAUGCUUGCGUUCCAUGACCUCUUGGUAGUAAUUCAAUGAACUCUCUUCUCAAAUUCGAGGGGGAUCGAAGUAAAAGUUCAUGAAUAAAAAAUCCUUGACAGGUCAUCAGGACAGAUAUUGCUUCGUUGCAUGUACUUGAUUAGCUUUUUGUUGUAAUACUCUCUCUCGGUUUUCGUCUGGUGGAACUGGUUCUAUUGCUUAUACUUUAAGCACUAAUGAGUGAAAAAAUGACAUUAAAUAUUUAAGGGUUGGCCGUUAUUCGUCCACCCUGCUGGUUCGUUCACCUAAGGGAAGAGCACGGUAGGUUGCUUCUAUUGAAUAUGCAAUGCAAUGUGCACCGGCUGAAUUUGGCAUUGAUGUAAGUGCAUGCUCUUAAUUUAAGAAAUCCUUACUGGGAAAUAAAUCCAGCUCUUGUUCAA
Molecule: messenger RNA, 4255 nt
Organism: Nymphaea colorata (pocket water lily)
Lineage: Eukaryota; Viridiplantae; Streptophyta; Magnoliopsida; Nymphaeales; Nymphaeaceae
Product: nucleoside hydrolase 3
Exons: 14
Coding region: 1021-3753 (910 amino acids)
Molecular function (GO): hydrolase activity, hydrolyzing N-glycosyl compounds
Source: RefSeq, a predicted model, not a curated record